Messenger RNA from Blepharisma stoltei, 2032 nucleotides. NCBI's taxonomy places the organism in Eukaryota, Ciliophora, Heterotrichea, Heterotrichida, Blepharismidae. The record is from the annotation of a GenBank genome assembly.
AUGGCCAAGCCUGAUGCAAUUGCUAUUUCCUAUUCUAUGCCAAGCUCAUACCCAAAUGACUUAUUUACUCUCGUUUCAAAAGGAAAAAUCUCUUCCCUUUAUGAUUCAAUCAAAGAAAUGGCUCCAAGUGAAAUUUUAUACCAACUCUCUCGUCAAGAUCAUGAAGGUAAAACUUUAAUCCAUUAUUCUUGCUAUCUUGAUCUUGAAAUUAUUUCUCUCUAUCUUGUCUCUUUAGGCUCAAACCUUACCAAUGUUGAUAGAAACGGUCAAAAUUGCUUUCAUGUCUUAGCUUUCAAAGGAAACUAUAAGACCCUAAAUACAAUUUUAAACUUCGAAUUGCACAAAUUAAGAAAGAAUCUUUAUGAUAGCAUGAAUUCUAUGAAAUGAGACUUUGGUAUGGGAAAUAUAAAUCUUUCAAAUACAGCUGGCUGGAUUUUAACUUCUAGCAUCGAUAGCGAUCUAAAGAUCAAGGCAAAAAAGCUCAAAUAUUCAGUAGAGCUUAUCCAAAAGCUGCGUGAUUAUUUUUCACAAGUUGUGCAAAUAUACAAUUCAGCUUUAAGCCAAGUUGAUUCUAGAGGAAGAAAUCCUUUGCAUUAUGCUGCAUUAUCGAAAUUUACAUGAUGCCACAAAGUUGUAGAAAGUCUUCUUUCCCCUCAUAAAGUUGAAAAUUUCUCUGAGUUCCUUUUAAACUUUGAUAGUUUAGAAAGGCUUAAAAAUUCCCCAUUCAAAAUUGACCCCAAAAAGUAUUUGAGUGUCCUUGACGAAGUCAAAAGCAUAAUAGGAAGCAAUGAGUAUAAAAUUUGUUUUAAAGAAUUCAAGGAUGCAUUGAAAACAGUUAUUACAAAUGCUAUAAAUUUAAAAGAUAACAAAGCGAAAACUCCACUAAAAAUUGCAACAAUUUCUGGCGAUUUUAAAAUAGUGACAAAACUUGUAGACUUAAGAGCAGAGAAGCCACCAGAAGACACUCAAGCUUUAUCUAAUUUAAAAUCUGCCAGCAGCAAGCUUGUGGCAAAAUAUUUAUCUCUUCCAGAGCCCUCUACUAUUACCGAUAACAUUGAAAGUUACAAUGAUUUGAUAAGGUUUGGAUACAUCCCAGAAAACUCAAAAAGAAAACUUCUUUCAAAAAAUAUCAGCAAGAAAUCCAUAACAGAGAGAGGACCUCUACCUGCAGAUAUUAUCAAUCAGAAAGAUCCAAAUUUAAUUGGAUGAGAUUUAUACACUCCUUUACACUAUGCUUGCAUGCUUGGAAAACUAUAGGGCUUUCCCUUAAAUAGCCCGAUAACGGGAUGAAGCCAGCUAGUUAUCGGGCUAUUCAAGGGAAAGCCCUAUAGAAGAUACCAUAGAACUCAUAAACCAAGGCGCAGAUGUUAAUGCAGUCUCUGAAUAUUCGCUUACUCCUUUACAUUUAGCCGCUCAGUUUAAUAAAUCAAAUACAAUAAAAGUUUUAAUAGACAAUGGGGCAAUAAAAAACCAAAGAGACCAAAAAAAUAUGGCACCUCUUAUGCUAGCUGCUAAAUUUGGAGCUACAGAUAGUUUAAAGUCAUUACUAGGAAAUGGGGCAGACCCUUAUGAGAUGGACGAGAAAAAAUGAACAUGCUUGCAUUAUGCGAGUUUUCAUAAUAAAGAAAAAAUUGUAGCAGAGCUGAUUAAAUGAGACAGUGAUGAAAACAAACUGCAUUUAAUAAAGAAUUUGCAUGGAAAAACAGCAUUAGAGCUUACUUCCAACCCAAAAACAAAAGCAGCUUUUGAUACCUUAUGGAUGGCUGCACAUAAAGGAGACUUAGAUUUGGCAAGAAAAUUAUUUAGAAAAGGCCAUGAUGUCAAUGAGAGAACAUUGCUUGAAAGGAAUACUCCACUUAUGAAUGUAAAUCAUAUUUAGGCAGUUAAAAACUCACAAGUAAUGAUGGUAAAAUUGUUAUUAGAUCACGGUGCUGAUAUAGAAAUUACUAAUAAGGAUCAGCUAACAGCUCUAGACUAUGCAAAAGAAGUAGGACAUCCACAAAUAAUUAUGAUACUUGAAGCCUAUAAGUAG